UAUAAAAUAUAAUUAUAUAAGAUCAACUUUAUGUAUACAGUGCAAAUAGCACAAAUAAAUCAAUGUUUGAUAUGUUGGUAAGUCCGUUUUGAAGAUAUAAUUUAGUUUUCAACGUUUCUCUUUUCUCGUUCAUCGUUCCUCUGUGUCUUUUAUUGCACAAUUCACCCGUUAUAAGCUUUAAACCAUCGUUUGGCACUCCUUGUUCUACCCGAUCUAAGUCAUAAAUUUUUAUUUGGACAUGUCUGUUGUCGACAACGUCUACGAGAGCUGGGAGGAGAUGGAUGAGUCGGGGGUAAGUUCAUAGAAUGAGGUUAACUUCAAAAUUCAACAGGGUUCUUGAUAAAAAAUUGAAAGCUCUUGAUGUGAAUUCUGUCGACGUUCUUCAAGAUGAAUCAAGAAAUAAAGAUUGUAAAACUGAUGCACGUAUUAUUAUUUUGGGUGAAGGAAGAAUAAGAUCACAAUAUGCUCCAAAAUCUACUGUAAAAAUAUUAAAAAGGCCAGAUAGAAAUAUACAAGGUGACGGACCACAUUUAAAUGGUGAUAAGCCAAAACAACCAAUUAAAUCAUUAAAACAGAGAGAACAAGAAUAUGCCGAAGCAAGAAAACGAAUACUAGGAGAAGAAAAAAGUCCUGAUGAAAAAUUAGUUUCGGAAAUUAAUAGGAUACAGGGAAAAACAUUAGUAGCUGGUAAUAGUAAUUUAGUAACACUAAAUAUCACAAGAAUGCCAACAGGACCUGAUGGUACUAAAGGAUUUAAUGUACGCAGGUAGCAUGUAUAAAAACAUUCAAUUCUAAUCAACCAUAUCACUGCUCUUCUAUCUUGCUCUUGGUAAGAGAAAGAAAACAAGAGAAAAAAUGGCUAUGAGGCCAAAUGGAUUAUUAUAAGUGCCCUGAAUAAUCUGGGUCUUAAUAUUUCUCUACUGGACAGAGAAAUACUCUGACAGUUGCUUCCCGUGAAAAUGUUUAUGAGGGGAAAUAUAAGAAUGACGAUGCCUUUAUAUAAUUUCAGUCAAAAUAACCAUGACUAUAUAAUGCUACUUAUUGUCGAUGUAACAAUUUGACACUUCAAGUUAAGUCAUUUCUAAAUAAAAUGAUUUAUUAAAAAAUUUAUUUUUAUAUUUCUU
This is a messenger RNA of Ceratosolen solmsi marchali, 1124 nucleotides long. RefSeq names its product SUZ domain-containing protein 1. The transcript is spliced from 4 exons. The record is from RefSeq and is a predicted model, not a curated record. The coding region runs from base 306 to 770 and encodes 154 amino acids. Lineage: Eukaryota; Metazoa; Arthropoda; Insecta; Hymenoptera; Agaonidae.